AUGCAGCAGGAGCGGCCGCAGCAGCAGGGGCAGAAGCAGCAGCAGCAGGGGACAGAAGCAGCAGCAACAGCCGCAGCAGCUUGCUACUGCUACAGCAGCUGUUGCAGCAGCUUCUGCUGCAACAGUUGCUGUAGCUGCUGCAGAAAUCAAAGUGGCCGUUGCAGUAGCAGCAGCAACUGCUGCUGGGGCUGCUGCAGCAACGUGCUUCAGCAACUGCUGCAGCAAAAGCUGCCACAGCAACAGCACCAAUACCAAUGCGUAAGUAGCAUUAAAAGCCAGCUGCAAGAGUAA
Messenger RNA from Eimeria tenella, 291 nucleotides. RefSeq lists its product as uncharacterized. NCBI's taxonomy places the organism in Eukaryota, Apicomplexa, Conoidasida, Eucoccidiorida, Eimeriidae. Bases 1 to 291 code for a protein of 96 amino acids. The record is from RefSeq and is a predicted model, not a curated record. The transcript has a single exon.